AUGGCAGAACCCAGUGGUGGUGGCGGCAAUGGCAAUGCCGGUGAGGAGGAAAACCAACCAAGGGGUGGCAUCGAGACUCCGGGGUCUCCAAUCGACGAUCAGACGGCCCCAGAAGCGUCGUGGAUCACUGAUGCAGAGGUUCCAAGUGGUGGCAGCGGCGAUGGUGGCCAUGCAGCAGAGGGCGGCGACGGCGACGGGCGGCGUAAGCCAGGGGCGGUGGGGCGUACGCCAGCUGUUGCUGAGCCAGGGGGUCCACGGGUUCGUCGUCUAAACUCAAGAAGUGGUGUAGAGGGGUUAGUGAUCACCGGCCUGGGCCCGGCCGGAGCCGACGACAGCGGCAGUGGUAGUGGUGGCGAUGAUGGUCGGUCGGAGACACCACCUAGAAACCCGGCAAGGGGUAAGGACCCGAUGGUUGAGGAGGGGAUAUCCGGGGAGUUACCUGUAGAAGAGGUUGAGUUUAGGCCUACAGUGGGGCCUUCGGUGCACGUUCCUAUUACGCGCGGAGACUUUGCCGAGUUUGUGACAGAGGAGGAGCUUGGCCGUUUGCUCCGAGAGAAUCUGGGGGUGGUGGCUGCAGUGAUAGCAGCGCGAGAGGAUCGGCAAAGACAGGUUGAGAGAGUCCAGGAGGAGGAGCGCUUGAGAGCGGAGACUGAGAGAGCCAGGGCCGAGGAGGAGGCCUUUGCGCGUGAGACCGAGUUAGCCGAGGAGGCUUAG
Messenger RNA from Rhododendron vialii, 714 nucleotides. RefSeq lists its product as uncharacterized. The record is from RefSeq and is a predicted model, not a curated record. The transcript has a single exon. The coding region runs from base 1 to 714 and encodes 237 amino acids. NCBI's taxonomy places the organism in Eukaryota, Viridiplantae, Streptophyta, Magnoliopsida, Ericales, Ericaceae.